Messenger RNA from Chiloscyllium plagiosum (whitespotted bambooshark), 1399 nucleotides. It is a transcript of the gene hyls1, whose product is annotated as HYLS1 centriolar and ciliogenesis associated. Gene Ontology annotation, biological process: cilium assembly. Lineage: Eukaryota; Metazoa; Chordata; Chondrichthyes; Orectolobiformes; Hemiscylliidae. Gene Ontology annotation, cellular component: centriole; non-motile cilium. The record is from RefSeq and is a predicted model, not a curated record.
AACGGUCGCUGUUUGAACAGUUGGAAGGUUCCCGCGACUUGGGCCGCGCGGGGAGACCGUUGUGACUCCAGACGGCGGCGGGAAGAAGGAUGUAUCAUAGCGUCCAGUUAGAGCUGCUGGUGGAUUUGGGCUAGAGCAAUGGCAGGACUCGAUUUUACAGACCAGGAUAUUCGUGAGCAAUUGGAUUUGUUGGGCUACCGCAAUGUCCCAGAGCAUCAACUUCGAGAGUUCAGAAAAGAUCUGGAGGAACUGAUCAGGCAUGAGCGUUCAAAGAGUCAAAGCUCUGGUAAAGCCAGUGAUACUGUGGAGUCAUGUAGUACAACAUCACCAAACUAUGUUUCACAGGUGAGAAAUAGUUCCUUGCAUCAAAAUCUUGCAGCACCACAAAAUCCAAUUCGACGUGAGUUCAGCUCAGAAAAAGAGAAUCAGUCAUCACACAGGCAUGGGAUUGGCACUUUUUAUGGUCAUCCUAAAGAAUUUCAUCCCUGUGAUGCAUAUAGCAGAUUCUCAGUAGCCGCAAAUCCAUUUAGAUGUACAUCAGCGCCAACUAGGCUGAUUCUUCAGAACAUUCCAGAUCAGGAGAGUUAUGACAGUCAAGUGCAGUCUGAGAUCAGCAGCACAAGCAGCCCGGAAACACCCACUGAAAGCACGAGAAAACCAGUUAUCAGGAGAAAAGUAUUACGGAAGAAGAAUGGACAAACACAUGUUUGUGAUGAAUCAGUCAUCAGUGAGACUGACUCUGAUGAAGUCAGUGAAUUGGGACACAGAUUCAGCAAAUUUCAAACUUUCUGCAACGAAGCAGAGUCUGAUACACAAACUGAAGAAUUGGGCAACAGACCUGAUGCUGGAAGCAUAACUGGAAGACGACCAAAUUCUGCCCAGCCAUUCUUCACAAGAGAUCUGUGGAACUGUAGGCUCGGAGGAAGUGAGGGUUAUGGUUGUGUUUCAAACCCACCAAAGUCAUUUAUUAGACCAGUAAUGGAUCAUCCUCACACAAGAAACAUAAAGAAAAGUGACCCUGUAGCAAAGUAUUUUGAAUAUAAGCAAAACUGGGAGACUUUCAAAGCUCCUGGAGAAAAAGAUAGGAAAGAACUGCGAUGGGGGAUAAGGGAGCAAAUGCUUUAUAAUCACCAACUACGUCUGAAACCUCGGCACAAUUAUGUUCCAAAUGAUUACAUAAUACCAACAGAGAAGAAACGAUCUGCAUUGCGAUGGCAAAUUAGACAUGAAUUAGCAACUGGAACCAUUCCACAGAAGUUUUUCUGUCCAUUAUAGCUAGAUUAACUUGGUACAAUGUUUACAUAAAUCACGUUCUUUUGUAAUUGACUAACAGCAUGAGUUGUGCAAUGAAGUCAUAGAUUUUAUUGGAUCGUAAAAAUAAAUGUCCUCUUUUUCUAAA